This is a messenger RNA of Rhodotorula graminis WP1, 2274 nucleotides long. RefSeq lists its product as uncharacterized. Gene Ontology annotation, cellular component: nuclear pore. The transcript has 8 exons. Gene Ontology annotation, biological process: mRNA export from nucleus; protein import into nucleus. The record is from RefSeq and is a predicted model, not a curated record. The annotation marks the transcript as partial. Gene Ontology annotation, molecular function: structural constituent of nuclear pore. Lineage: Eukaryota; Fungi; Basidiomycota; Microbotryomycetes; Sporidiobolales; Sporidiobolaceae.
CGAGGACAUGCUCGAGCUGCGCAGCACUGCCGACCAGCUUCGUCACGAGAACACGAACCUCAAGAGCGAGCGCUCGGUCCUCAAGAGCGUCGAGCAGCGCCUCGGCGAGGAGAACGCGGCCCUCAGCAAGGAGCGCGCCCACCUCGCCGACCUCAUGCGCAACCUCCAGACGAUGCAGAACGAGCUCGAGCGCAGCGGCAACGACGCUCGCCGGCGACUCGAGGAGCAGGUCAACCGUCUCGAGGCCCAAGCAGCCGACCUCAAGGACAAGCUCAACCAGGAGUCGGACAGCAACCGCCAACUCGCGCUCCGCAAGGAGAUCGAGAGCAAGACGUUCCAGGAGCGCAUCGACAAGCUCACGGCCGAUCACUCGACGACGCGCGAGAAGCUCGUCGCCGCCCAGACGUCGCAAGAGCACCUCGAGCAGCGCGUUCGCGACCUCGUCCUCCAGGUCGAGGCCAAGGAGGAGAAGCUCGUCAUCUUCGAGGGCCGCUCGUCCUCGGGCGAGACCGACACGACCCGGACCGUCGAGGAGCAGCUCCAGGUCACGGUCGCCGACCUUCGCAACGAGCUCCGCACGGCCAAGGCCGACCUCGAGCGCGCCAAGGAGCACACCAAGCAGUACCAGGCCAUCGCCGAGACGCAGGGCGAGAGCCUGCGCGAGGUGACGGCGACCUACGACGAGUACAAGGCCGCCACCGAGUCGUCUAUCGCCGAGAAGGACAGCGAGAUCGUCAGCCUUCGCGAGCGCCUCCACUCGCUCACGCAGGACAUCACGGCGUCCAACACGCAGAACUCGGAGCUCCACAAGCAGAUCGAGGCCGAGCGCGUCGCGUUCGAGAAGGAGCGCAAGACGUUCGAGGACGGCCUGACGUCGCUGCGCGCCGCCGACCAGAGCGCUCGCGAGGCGCAGCUCGCCGCGCAAGACGACCUCCGCCGCCAAGCGCAGCUCGCUCGUGACGCGCACGACAAGUACGAGCGCGAGCUCGUCGCCCACGCCGACGACGUCAAGAAGCUCGCCCACGUCAAGGACGAGCUCAACGCGGUCCGGGCGACGGUCCGCGAGCACGAGGCGGCGGCGCAGGUCGCGAGGGCCAACCUCGCGAGCUCGGAGGAGAGCUGGGCGCGGCAGAAGGGCACGCUGCAGCAGGAACUCGCCGACGUCCGCAAGCGGUGCGACGAGCUCAAGGAGCAGAACUCGACCCUGGCGCAGCACCUCGAGACGGCCUCGGCCUCGGCGACGCAGCUCCAGGCGCGCCACGCCGCCGUCUCGGACAGCGCCGCAGCUGCGGGCGAGGCCGGCGGCGCCGACGCCGACACGAUCGAGGCCAUCACGGCGUCGCACAACGCGUCGGUCGAGCAGCUGCGCGAGGUCAUCCGGUACCUGCGUCGCGAGAAGGACAUCAUCGACCUCCAGCUCGAGUUCAGCAAGCAGGAGGCGACUCGGCUUCGUCAGCAGCUCGACUUUACGUCGCGCAGCCUCGAGGAGGCGAGACAGUCCCUCCAGGAGGAGCGCUCCAAGACGGGCGACUCGCUCACGAGCUCGGCCCAGCACGCCGAGCUGCUCGAGUCGAUCCACACGGCCAAGCUCCUGCGCGAGAGCAACCAAACGCUGCGCGACGAGAACGAGGCCAACCUCCGCAAGGUCGCGACGCUCGACACGCAGCUCCGCCAGGUCCAGGGCGAGCUCAACCCGCUCAAGGAGCACGUCGCGACGCUCCAGGCCGAGGUCAAGUCGAAGCAGCACCAGAUCCGCCUCCUCGAGGAGGACAACGAGCGGUGGAAGACGCGCAACCAGACGAUCCUCGCCAAGUACGAGCGCAUCGACCCCGAGGAGCUCCAGGUCCUCAAGGCCGAGGUCGACAAGGUGCAGGCGGCGCUCACGGCGUCGCAGGCCGAGCGUGACGAGAUCUCGGCAAAGCUCACCGAGCAGACGAACCUCGCCGAGUCGAUGCGCGCCAACUGGCAGACGGGCCUCGAGCGCUUCAAGGGCCUGCAGGCGCAGGCGCGCACCACUCGCGACGAGCGCAACGCCCUCGUCAAGACGGUCGAGGAGCUCAAGGCCCAGAUCGAGGCCGGCGGCAACUCGGACCAGGUCGUCGCCGCCGCCACGGCGCAAGCGCAAGCCCAGUCGCAGGAGGCGCUCGCCGAGCUCCAGGCUCGCCUCGCCGCGACCGAGAGCGAGAAGGUCGCGCUCGAAGCUCGUCUCGCCGAGCAGGCCGCCGCGCUCGCCGCGCUCGAGGGCGAGAAGACGAGCCUUGUGACCGAGAAGAC